AGGACAGGGUGCUACUUUUAAGUAUGAAUCAACCAAAAAAAAAAAACCUUUAGUUUCAACGGUGGUGUCGGUGGUCUGAUCAUCUCAUAAAUGUUCACUCUUUAAGAUGAAAACUUUAACCAAAAGUUUCACAAAACCCCACUUCACCUAAUUGAUCCCAUUUUUUUUUCUUCACUUAUUCUUUAAACGUGAAAAAGAAGGAAAUUUUAGUGAUUCUUAAAUUCUUAUGUCUUACCAAAAUAAAUUUACUGUAUUUUUCCAUGCACAACCACAAAGCUUUAAAUUUUAAUUAUGUAUUUUUUUGGAUGGGUCCCUUCAGAAAAAAGGACACAGUUUUCCAUAAUCAGAGAUGUACAGGUGUCCAUGUGAGAUGCCAUAACUAAGGCCUGAAAGUGAGAAAGAAAUAAACAAAGAAAAAUAAGGAAAAAAGAGAGAGAGAUUCAUCAUGUGAUGUAGGGUGCUUGAGUUGAACUCUUUUUUUAUAGCUGUUGAUUAGAUUUUGUUUGUAUUUGUUUGUUCGAGUGGUUUUCACCAUCAAUGCCAACCAAAGCCAACAGAGAAGAGAACAAAUUGAGGAAAGUGGUCAAUUUGGAGAUCUGUGUUUCUCGGCUUUAAGGGGGAAAAACAUUAUGAGGUUUCAUUACCAGAGCCACUAUCAUCAGCCUCUUUUGGGAGAAGCAAUUGCUGGGUUAUUUCUGUUGCUUUUCCCAGUUCUUUUGCCUUGUUUGUUUACUCCAUUCACCUAUGCUUCCCCUUCUACAUUCUCGGAGUGGAAUGUUAUUAAACCUAGACAUUUAUCUUUACUCAGGAGUGCCUUAGAAGGCAAAAGUUCCAACAAAGAGCAGUCCGAUCUUUGGACUCCUUUGGCUGACCAAGGGUGGAGACCAUGUCUUGAAUCUGUAAAUACCCCAUCAGCAUUGCCACAGAACUCUGAAGGAUAUCUUCAGGUAUUUCUUGAUGGUGGACUCAACCAGCAAAGAAUGGGGAUAUGUGAUGCUGUUGCGGUUGCUAAAAUACUGAAUGCAACACUUGUGAUCCCGUAUCUUGAAGUAAAUCCGGUUUGGCAAGAUUCAAGCUCAUUCAUGGAUAUAUAUGAUGUGGAUCACUUUAUUAAUGUAUUAAAGGAUGAUGUUUCAAUCGUCAAAGAGUUGUCAGAUGAAUUCUCUUGGAGCACAAGGGAAUAUUACGCCACUGCUAUUCGGGCCACCAGAAUUAAAAGAGCACCUGUUCAUGCAUCUGCAAACUGGUAUCUCGAAAAUGUCUUGCCUGUACUACAGAGUUAUGGGAUUGCUGCAAUUUCUCCAUUCUCUCACCGUUUGUCUUUUGACAACUUGCCAAGUGAGAUCCAGCAACUACGUUGUAAAGUCAACUUUAAAGCACUUGUUUGUGUCCCGCACAUUAGAGCACUUGGAGAUGCCAUUGUCCAUCGCCUCAGAUAUCCUCCUGGUGAAACUGAAGCACUUAGCAGUGACUAUCUCAGGGUGACCACUGAUCAAAAUGACAAACAAAGGCCACAAAAAUUUGUCGUCUUACAUCUUCGGUUUGAUAAGGAUAUGGCAGCCCAUUCGGCCUGUGAUUUUGGUGGGGGUAAAGCUGAAAAGUUGGCUUUGGCAAAGUAUAGACAAACAAUUUGGGGAGGGAGGGUUCUCAAUUCUCAGUUUACUGAUGAAGAGUUGAGAAGUCAGGGGCGUUGCCCAUUGACUCCUGAAGAAAUCGGACUGCUAUUGGCGGCUUUGGGUUUUGACAACAGUACCCGGCUUUAUCUUGCUUCCCACAAGGUAUAUGGUGGGGAAGCUAGGAUUUCCACCCUACGUGAGCUGUUCCCAUUGAUGGAAAACAAAAAGAGCCUUGCCUCAUCAGAGGAAAGGGCUCGUAUAAAAGGAAAGGCUUCUUUAUUAGCUGCAGUUGAUUACUAUGUUGGUAUGCAUAGUGACAUCUUUGUCUCUGCUUCUCCGGGGAACAUGCACAAUGCAUUGGUAGGACAUCGAACUUUUGAGAACAUGAAGACCAUAAGGCCUAAUAUGGCUUUGUUAGGCCAACUCUUCCUCGACAAAAACAUUACUUGGUUGGAAUUCCGUCAGGCAGUGGCAGAAGGGCACCAAAACAGACAAGGGCAGCUCAAGUUAAGGAAGCCAAAACAGUCCAUAUAUACAUAUCCUGCACCUGAUUGCAUGUGCAGAGCCUAAGCCCCUAAAGGUCUGUUAUAGAUAUGCCCAAAGAAGUGAGACAGACUACUUUCAAUAUCUUAUUGAUUUUAUUACUGGAGCUUAUUAUUUGCAGCUUGUGCUAUUGGUAUCAUAAAUAAGCAGUAACACCAUUUGUCUCCCUUAGAUAUAUAUGUAUUACGUAUAGCAUCCUUAGUAGACAAGGUAUUGUUGUAGCAUAUUGACGGUGGUGGUAUUUAUAUCGAGAAUGGGGUUGUUGGCAUCAAAUUUAUGUGGAUGCUUCUAUGGACAGUGGAGUGGAGGAUGUAACCUAGAUAGUUGACUGAUGUCAGUUCUAUUUGUUGCAUUAUCUCUGCCGGUGAAGCUGUCUGUACAACCUUUUUAUUUGUAUUGGAAUUGAAUCAAACAUCUAUGUUUAUGCAACCGAAGCAGAUGGCAGCAUUAUGCUGUUGUCGAGACUUGAGGAAAGAA
Messenger RNA from Gossypium arboreum, 2636 nucleotides. RefSeq names its product O-fucosyltransferase 39-like. Lineage: Eukaryota; Viridiplantae; Streptophyta; Magnoliopsida; Malvales; Malvaceae. The record is from RefSeq and is a predicted model, not a curated record. The transcript has 10 exons. Bases 630 to 2186 code for a protein of 518 amino acids.